Molecule: messenger RNA, 4526 nt
Organism: Nomascus leucogenys (northern white-cheeked gibbon)
Lineage: Eukaryota; Metazoa; Chordata; Mammalia; Primates; Hylobatidae
Gene: PARP11
Product: poly(ADP-ribose) polymerase family member 11
Molecular function (GO): NAD+ poly-ADP-ribosyltransferase activity
Source: RefSeq, a predicted model, not a curated record
GGAGACAGAUCUGACUGGCCAGCGUCGGGCGGAAGUCGGGAGGUUGGGUGGUCUGUAAACGCUCGCUUGUGACAGGGAGGGGGAGAAGGAAGGCCUUCGUAAAGGUUGCCUCUCCGUCCCUUCGCUCCCGGUGACCCGCGGGAAAAAAAAAUCCAACACCCAGGCCCCGCGGCUAGCCCCUUCCCACAGGCUCUCUCCGCUCGAUUUUGUCACCGUUAUGUGGGAAGCGAAUCCAGAGAUGUUUCACAAAGCAGAAGAAUUAUUUUCCAAAACAACAAACGAUGAAGUGGACGACAUGGACACGUCGGAUACCCAGUGGGGCUGGUUUUACUUGGCAGAAUGUGGGAAGUGGCACAUGUUUCAGCCGGAUACCAACAGUCAGUGUUCAGUUAGCAGUGAAGAUAUCGAAAAAAGCUUCAAAACAAACCCUUGUGGCUCCAUUUCUUUUACUACUUCCAAAUUCAGCUACAAGAUAGACUUUGCAGAAAUGAAGCAAAUGAAUCUCACCACUGGAAAGCAGCGCUUAAUAAAAAGAGCCCCCUUUUCUAUCAGUGCUUUCAGUUACAUCUGUGAAAACGAGGCCAUCCCUAUGCCACCACACUGGGAGAAUGUGAAUACUCAAGUACCAUAUCAGCUUAUUCCUCUGCACCAUCAAACACAUGAAUAUAAUGAAGUUGCCAAUCUCUUUGGGAAAACGAUGGAUCGCAGCCGAAUUAAAAGAAUUCAGAGAAUUCAAAACCUAGAUUUGUGGGAGUUCUUUUGCAGGAAAAAGGCUCAGCUCAAGAAAAAAAGAGGUGUGCCUCAGAUUAAUGAACAAAUGCUAUUUCAUGGUACCAGCAGUGAAUUUGUGGAAGCAAUCUGCAUUCAUAACUUUGAUUGGAGAAUAAAUGGUAUACAUGGUGCUGUCUUUGGAAAAGGAACCUAUUUUGCUAGAGAUGCUGCUUAUUCCAGUCGUUUCUGCAAAGAUGACAUAAAGCAUGGGAACACAUUCCAAAUUCAUGGUGUCAGCUUGCAACAGCGGCAUCUGUUUAGAACAUAUAAAUCUAUGUUUCUUGCUCGAGUGCUAAUUGGAGAUUACAUAAACGGAGACUCCAAAUACAUGCGACCUCCUUCCAAAGACGGGAGCUAUGUGAAUUUAUAUGACAGCUGUGUGGAUGAUACCUGGAACCCAAAGAUCUUUGUGGUUUUUGAUGCCAACCAAAUCUAUCCUGAGUACUUGAUAGACUUUUAUUGAUUUCACUUCCAAAUCUCAGUGGUCAAGGAAGCUUUAUUCUUUUUUGCAGGCAGAUUUGCUCUUCAGUCAUCUAGCCACUAAAUGUUAAUAUCUGAUACUUUUGAAACAGAUAUGAAAAAAAAGUGGCCUCCAUAUAAAAAGACAUACUGACAUAAAGGUUGGUUUUUGUUGAUUUGUUUUUGCCUGUUUCUUGUAGUCUUGUUUGUUCAAAGUUGGUAUCAUUGAUGUUUUAACACAUAGGGGUGAAAGAUACCAUUCAAAAUGGAAUCAGCUCAGUCUCAACUAAUGUGGUCAUUGAGAUCUUUAAAGUUUACACGUGUGUUAUCAGGAUAAAUGAUUUUAGUUUAAAUAGACUUACUCGUAUAAAUGUUGAAAAAAAUACAGACAUAAAUGUAUCCCUUUAGAGGAAUUGAUCCUUUGUAAAUUGAAUUCAGGUAGUAGUAUCAUCCACCAAUCCAUUUGUUGCUUUGUUGGUCUUCUGAAGGGGGGAUUUAAAACUCUGAAACAGUUGAGCACCUUGAGAGAAAUCAGAAACAAGACAAUUGUUUGCAGUGCUGUCAAACAAGCCAGAAGGAGAAAAUCAAGGUAGAGUGUCCUGCUUCCCAGUUGCUUUAGGAUAGCAGGCUGCAGCCUCAGACUUGCUCCUGUCAUUCUCUUCUGUCUCCUACAUCUGAAUUGAUAAUUGCUGCAAAAUAUCAUUAGCCUACACUUCAUCCAUCAGGGCUCUUGGAUUCUUACACCACGACUUGCUGUGCAAGGUGUUUAUUGCAUCUUCAAAGUGAAACUUUAAAUUAUUAUUCAAACAUUUAUUUUCCUUUUGUUUUAAAAAGAGUCCCUACAAUGAUCACUUUUAAGAUAUUUUUUUACCUUCCGCUCUGCAGCACACACAGCUAUUCAACAAUGAUUUCCAAAAUUCAUAUUUCACAUUUGUAUCUCUCCAUUUUGAAACAUUAUAGAAAGCAUGGGAUGCUUGAGACAAAUCUGUUCUCUCCUUUGAAGUAGCUAUUGACAACCUACUCUCUUGAAAAGUUAGAUAUAAUUCUUAAUCAUGUUUAGUGGAAAUUUGUUUACCUGUUCCAUCUGUUUUGCUGUUCCGUUGUAAGGAAGAUGAGAAGGGUUGGAACAGCUUCCUUCCCCUAAAGGUAUUCUAGCAGAGGCGAGACAGCAACUUGGGCAGGCAUGUUGUAUAGGAGUUAAGUACUAGAUGGGGAAUUGCCCAUGUGAUGCUUAAGAGUCUCUCACAUUGGUUUUCUUUCUUUUCUCCUCUUCUCUCCUCUUUCUCUCCUCUUUCUCUUCUCCUCUCUUCUCUCUUCUCUCUCUUCUCUUCUGUCUUCCUCUUCCUCUUCUCUUCUUCUCUUCCUCUUCUCUUCCUCUUCCUCUUUCUCUGUCUCUUUCUCUCUUUCUCUUUCUCUUUAUCUUUCUCUUCUCUUCUCUUUUCUCUCCUUCCUUCCUUCCUUCUUUCCUUCCUUCCUCCCUCCCUCCCUCUCUUCCUCCCUCCCUCCCUCCCUUUUUCUUUCUCUUUCUUUUUUUUUUCUUUUUUUUUGUUUGGCAGAGUCUUGCUCUGUUGCCCAGGCUGCAGUGCAGUGGCAUGAUCUCGGCUCACUGCAACCUCCACCUCCUGGGUUCAAGCAAUUCUCUUGCCUCAGCUUCUCCAGUUACUGGGACUACAGGUGCAUACCACCAUGCCUGGCUAAUUUUUGUAUUUUUAAUAGAGACGGGGUUUUGUCAUGUUGGCCAGGCUGCUCUCAAACUCCUGACCUCAGGUGGUCCGCCUGCCUCAGCCUCCCAAAGUGUUGGGAUUACAGGCGUGAGCCACUGUGCCUGGCCUGAUUUUCUGUGAUUCUGCCUUUAAAAGACAGCACAUGUACCAAGCCUUUUUCAGAAAGCUUUUCUCUUAACUCUUUCUAGUGCUGAAUUUUCUCUCUAUUAUCCUCACCCAAUUUUGGCUGAGAAUGUACACAAUUUAACUUCUUAAAAAAAUUCCAGUGUCUAUGCAUAUAUUGCUCACUUAAAUUAUUUGAAUUAGAAAGGCAUCUACAAAUAAUAAAAGCAAAGAGUGUAGACAGGUUAGGGAUAGUAAUUCUUCAAGUGCCGUCUAUCCCAGAUUUCCAUUGUAGACCAGCAUAUGUGUAAUUGUGCAGUAGGAGGUGAGUAGUACCCAGGACAUUGCAUGUAUAAUACUUUGAAACAAAGUAGCAACAAAGAUUUCCUGACUCAGGUAUGCAACCCAACUGCUGGUUUAGAUGAAGUGCUGAGAAUAUUUAGAAAAAGCACUUUAAAAAGCAUCUAGAGAUUAUCAUGAAAAUAAUUGGAGACAAAGUCACUAGGCUGCCUUGUGAGAGGCAGCAGACCGUGGCCCUAAACCUGUUCACAAAAAACAGUGUUAGAGACAUUAGGAAUUCAGGUUUUGAAAAUCUUUUUUUCUAUGUAUUUGUUAUUUACAUAUCAAAAAACCACAUUAAAAUAGUCCUCCCUUCAACAUGGCUAUCUUUUUUCAAGUUUUAUAUGCAUACCUCUCUCAGCACUUGAAUGGAAAAACUUUUACAGCAUUUGGGAGUUAUUUUUCUUUUAGACAUUUGCAGGUCUUAUCUCAAGGUGACUAGGAGCCCAGGGCUAAGUAUUUGUGAGGCAAUCUCUGCGAACGCUGAACUUACCUGGUUGGUUUAUAUGAAAUAUGUAGAGUGCACUGCAGUAGCCAUUGUAAGAAGGUACUGUACCAGUUUUGGGGGGUUUGUUGUUGUUGUUGUUGUUUGGUCUGAGAAUGUACCGCCAACCCCUCUUUUAUAAGAGAGAACUGAUUUUGAUACAUAUUUUAAAAUAUGAUAGUAUAGAGUUAAUGGAUGUUAAAAUUUUAUUUCUUUGUUUUGGUAAGUAGAUUAAAUCGAGAAUCAUAUGAUCAGUACAUUUGAGAAUUAUAUAACCAGUAUAUAAUAAUACUGGACACAACCAUUUGCCAUCUUUUCCUGUUAUCAUUCCAUAGAGUGGGUGGGGAGAAUGAAUAGAAAUAAAUCUAGAAUAAUGAUAAAUGGUUUUUAAAACUCUAUAUUGAAUACAUUCCAGCUGAUAAUGACUUUUCUUUUUCACUUUGGUGAUAUCAGCCUCAGGGUAAAAAAAAUGUGUUUAUAAAAAACAGUUUCAUAAAUCUUUUAGUUACAAACAGGAAAGUUUUAUAUUAGUGUGUCAUUUCAUUUCUAGACUGUCGAUGGUGAUGAUGAUAAAGAAUUUGGAGCCAAUUUUGGUAUAUGAAUGUAUUGCUUUUACAUGUGAUGAUUAAAGCUCUCCAUUAGCAGUU